This is a messenger RNA of Microtus oregoni (creeping vole), 1353 nucleotides long. RefSeq names its product arylacetamide deacetylase-like 4. The transcript is spliced from 5 exons. Lineage: Eukaryota; Metazoa; Chordata; Mammalia; Rodentia; Cricetidae. Gene Ontology annotation, molecular function: hydrolase activity. The coding region runs from base 79 to 1353 and encodes 424 amino acids. The record is from RefSeq and is a predicted model, not a curated record.
UGUCCCUCGAGGCUGUUCCAGCCCAAGGCUGUCUCCAGUCCCAGGAGAGGCAUCAUCUUCUACCACGGAGGGGGUGCCAUGUUUGGCAGCCUGGGUUUCCUCAGCUCACUCCGAAGGCACAAGAGCAUCAUGCUUUCUUUGGUGGAACUUCUCCUUGCUACCAUGUGCCUCCUGGUCAUGGGAGUCAAUGUGUGGGUUCUCAUAGAUCACCUCCUCACUAUUGAUGUGCCUCCUGCCCUCACGCACCCCCUGAAGUUUCGGAUUCUGCACUACUGCUUUCAUCUCACGAUGACAUGGGGGAAUAUACUUGAGAAGAUGAACAUUUGCUCCACACCCCACUUUUUUCGCUUUGUACAAGACAGCUCUGUGUGGAAGAAGAACCUUGGUGUGUUUGUGAAGGACCUGCGUUUUGGUACAAUCCCUGUGAGGCUCUUUCAACCCAAGGCAGCCUCCUCCAAGCCCCGGCGAGGAAUCCUCUUCUUACAUGGAGGAGGUACCUUUCUGGGCAGCCUAGACUUUUACCAUAACCUGUGUACAUUCCUGGCCCGAGAGACAGACUCAGUGUUGCUGUCAGUGGGGUACCGAAAGCUUCCUUACUACCAUCAUCCUUCUUCUGCACAUGAUUGUCUGAAUGCCUCCAUUCACUUCCUGAAGUCUCUGCAUGCCUAUGGGGUGGACCCCUCCCGGGUUGUGUUCUGCGGAGACAGCAUUGGAGCUGGGGCUGUAGCAUUUAUCACACAGGCCUUGGUGGGCAGAGAAGAUCUUCCCAAGAUCCGGGCUCAGGUCCUGAUAUAUCCAAUGCUCCAGCCACUCUUCCUCCAGUCUCCAUCACAUCUGCAGAAUGCAAAUGUUCCAUUUCUCACCAAAGAUUUCAUGAUGACCUGUGUUACUAGAUAUCUGGCCAUUGAUGCCUCCUGGAAAGAUGCUAUGUUGACAGGUGCCUGGAUGCCCCCACAUGCCUGGAAGAAGUAUGAGAAAUGGCUAGGCCCUGAGAACAUCCCUAAAAUGUUCAGGAGCAAAUACCAGCAACCAGAGUCACCUGCACCUUUUAAUGAGGCUGCCUAUCUAGAAAUCAAACAUAUUAUGAGGGAAGAUCUUUGUCCCCUCAUAGCAGAUGACAAAAUUAUUGCUCAGGUUCCUGAGGCAUUUGUGGUGACCCUUCAGUGGGACAUUGUCCGGGAUGAUGGCUUGCUCUACAAGAAGCGCUUGGAAGACCAGGGGGUCCCUGUGACCUGGUACCAUAUAGCAGAUGGUUUUCAUGGCUGUGCUCCUUUUUUUGAAAGGAAGUUUUUCUUUUUCCCCUGUUCCUUGAACCUUGUAAAUGCUGUAGCUAGUUAUAUCAAAGGCUUAUGA